Molecule: messenger RNA, 8277 nt
Organism: Anarrhichthys ocellatus (wolf-eel)
Lineage: Eukaryota; Metazoa; Chordata; Actinopteri; Perciformes; Anarhichadidae
Product: pentraxin fusion protein-like
Exons: 6
Coding region: 6004-7056 (350 amino acids)
Source: RefSeq, a predicted model, not a curated record
AAAGGUGUAACUAGACGAGUGUUGGGCAAGUUACUCAGUAAGUGUAAUCAAUUACUUUUUACUUAAUACUCAUUUAAAUGAUCAUAAUAUGACUUUACUUACUUGGUAUCAAAAGUAAGUAAUAUCACUCAUUACUCAUUACUGAAAAGGACACCAGUCUGCUACAAUAUAACCAUAAUACAGACAUCAGCUUAUAACUCAAUAUUCUGGUUACCAGGGUGCAUCAUAGCCUCUUUUCCAACUAUGAGACCAGCUCAGUGACACCUGCUGAUCGACACUCACCUUCACCUAACAGUUUUGCACGUUGCGGUGCUGCACAUACAUGAACCAAACUAGAAGGUGCACGUGGAGAAGCCCACACAUUCCUCAGUGGCAUUUAUUAUUCAAAUUUCAACUGAGGGUGCGACAUUUUCAACUGUACAUGCUUUUGCACCCUGGGAGAGCCGGGUCUGUCCCUUCCUGUCUCUCAGAGCAUGAUCACACAAUGCGCCCGAGGCGAUAUUUGCCCAAAGAUGCAUACCGACCUGCCGUGUGUUCACAUCAUCGUAACACAAGCUUACCUGGCACAAAAAUGAAUAACUGUGUAUAUAUAAUUACUGUUUAGGAAAAUGUAAUCCCUUACACCCGUUACACUGGGGAGUGUAAUCAUGUUCCAGUAAUGCGUUACUGAGUAACACGUUUCUGCCCAACACUGAUCCAGACACAUUCGUACAUUUGAUUGCAAUAGAUGAAUACUGACUGUGUGAGAGAUUUUAUGUUGAUGAUGCCCCUUGUUAGAUUUGCACUCCUUGCUUGGUCAAAUGAAGCCAUUGAGGGAGAUUUAUUUAUCCAGUUAUGCUGCAUUUCCUUGAGAAGGUACGUGGAGCCUGUUAUGAGCACAGGCCUAAAUUUAAAACUUCGAUCUCCCAUGUUGUGAAUGUUUUGCCCCUGGCCCCGAAACUAACAUCAAACACAGAAAAAAAAAAAGACUCAUCUUUGUAUUUACAACGGUCCCUAAAAAGGAAUCGCAGCUAGAUGUCACUGCAGAGCAAUGUCCCCAAUGAAACGAGCAUACAUCUAUUUGUGGAACUGGUUGAUUUUACAUAUGACAGUAUCUGUUUUUCUAGCGCCUGUGAAGUUCAUCGCGUGGACUGGAUAUGACUCAGCAGGUUCUUUGAGCUAACAUGGAUUGAUAUAAGUACACAGAGAGUCGGACAUUUUAUCUCUCAGAGAUAAACGUCUGAAAAAACGAUAUGAGACAAAGUACCUUACUGCUGAAUGAAUGCCGAUGCCAUGAUGCUUUUAAACACAGGACGUCUACUCAAGUCUUCCCUUUACAGCAGCUUGUUGUUUCAUGAGUGUUAUAGACUUUUAACUGAACACAUACAGAUCUGAGGGGAAAAUGCCACAGUAUGCGUUUAGUAUGCACUGCUAGUAAUGUUUCUACUCGUCCUGUGUUAAUAUAGUGACCCUUUUUAAAGGGUGAUUCAGACAGUACGAGGCUGUUGUCCCAAAGUUGAAUGUGUUGUCUCCCGAGCAGUGAGCUAGGGACAUCUGGGUCCUCUGGAAUAAUAAUAGAAACAGAAAUAGUUUGCUGCAGGGUUUCGCUUGGAAUUUCCUCAAGGUGGGUCUCGAUGGGUGGAAAGGAUUGAAAUGAUUUGAAGAUGGGGAACGCAGUGUUGCAGAGUUUUACCCAAACCAUGUAAAUGUAAGCAACCAGCUGCAGCUCCAGUGUCAAUUUAGAGUAAUUCAAUCCACAAGUUUGUCACCUUGACUGCAAUCACCAACACCUUGCCUUGAGGACUGGGCUCAUGUCAAAAACGAGGCCGGUGACCAUUUUGGAUCUUGACCCGUACAUUAAGAAAGAACGUUAAGCAGUAUUUCAAAUAAUAAUUUGACUCCAGUCUGCACUGAAGAGACAAACGUGAAGCACCUAAAGUUAACUUUUUUAAAAAGCACUUUGUCCACUUGUAUGCACAGUGGACUGAAUCCUGAUUUGGCACCUUAAUCUCUUAUUAAACCAUAAAAUGGCUCUGAGAGACCAACUCUGUUUUGUAUACAAACUGCACCAGUGUUUUGCCUUUUUUUAAAUCCCUGAUGUGUUUUCAGGAGGACAAAUCAAUUUAUCCACUUUUCUAAUACCAUGUGUUGUUUCAUAUUUGGAUGUUUAUGAGGCUCAAAAAACUACUAAAACAAUCACCCACCACUUUCUUUUGCUAUAUUGCACAAUUUGAGCACCAUCUUUAAGCUUCUAUCCAUUAGAAAAUGCACACAUGUUAUAUUUGCCAUCAUGUUUUGUAUUUUUGCUUUAAACCAUUUGAAUUGUUUCCCAUCUCUCCUUCUCUGCUCCCAAAUAGCCCCGUCUGAUUCUUUCCCCCCUCUUGCUUAAUGAAUGCCUAGACCUAUGAUGUGCACUUCCCGAGAUAUGUUUCUGUAAAUGUAAGCGGUGUCCUGUUGGUUCUCUGUCUCAUUAAAUUGUCUACAAAACAGGCAGACAGACAGGGCUGCACGAACAUCUUCAAAAGACUGAAACUGCACAGCAAAUUAAAACAGACGUUCUUGGAAAAUUCGCUUUCUCUCGUGGAAGGAGUUGUUAUGAUGCGUGAAGAAACGGCGCAGCGUUCCCUCUGUGGUGGGAAAGUCUACCAAAUAACGAUCCUCUUUCUAACUGUUCUCCUGGCGCUUCACUGCAUCAACUUGACAGGACAAUAGACAGAAAACUGUCUCGACCACAGUUCUUCAGAGACUCUGAUGAAGCUUUGCAGAUAAACCUAUGUGCCUACAUGGCUUGUACACUUGUUGGAACAGAAUGUCACCAAUUCCUGACAGAAGAUGAGAGAGAAUUUGUGAACGCUCACACAUACUGUUUGUGGGAUUUGUAAAGGGAGGCUUGUUCAAACUUAAGUUUUGAUGCAUGACCGAGCUCUGCUUCCUGCUGGCGCUGAAAGAUGCCUCGAUACUCUGGAGUUGACUUUGGAAACAUCAGUUGUAAGUCCUUAAACCGAUACCUUGGUGUUUCCGAAAUGUAUUGUAGUAUUUCCCCGAGCACUCGUCACACUACAUGCCGGCACCUUUUAGCUGUCCAACAAGCAUUCACCUGUGAAAGCGGUGUGUUGUCUGCUAGCCGUAGAUAGCUGCGAUAGCUAGUUUACAGCAACAGCAGGAGAGCUGGAACCUUGAUACAGUUUGUCGUAAUGUAACAAGUGCUUGUUCAUGAAAAAUAACAAAUUCCAAAUGUAAAGGUAUACCUUUUGUCUAAUACUGCAUGCAAUAACCAAGACAAACAACUGAUCAUUUUGUACAUACAAUAUUUUGGGUUGGUAUACUUGGCACAGUAGAAGCCUAAUCUGGGAUUAAGUCUUUGUGUAGCUUUAAUAAUACCAGUUACUUUUCGUUAGCAAGUCGACUGCAACUACGGACCUGUCUUCUUUUCUUUCUUUAAAUCACGGACACGGUUUAGUUCUUUGUUAUCACCACAUUUGCAGUCAAUGUACAGCAGCCAUUCUGUGCCCUUUUGUUGAAUCCUGGAGCUUCACGUGCUAAUAUGUAAUAUGUAUGCUAAUUUGUACACAUGAUUCAAACUGGCUGUCUGCCAUUAGCGUGUUUUAAUCCACAGGUUAGGCUUAAUCCUGCCCCUGGGUAUCCAGCCCACAGUCUUUUACAGUGUGCUCUGUCUUUCCUAUCGUCGGUCUGUUUUGAAUGGUUUUUAUAUGUUUCUAUCUAUGAAAACUGUGUCUGUACAACUCUCUCCAGACAUCGGUGGACCGCUUGUUAACGAGAUAGACUCAUUCAAUAUGUACAAUAGAGUAGUGCUUUUUUAAACUAGAAUCAGUUUUAGUGUUCAGACUGUAUUGUUCACGUGGCUUUUUGGUACUUUGGUUGCGAAAGUAUAGAAUCAGAACUCAACAGAAAAGACAUGUUCAUAGAUGAAGGAAUUGCUCUAACCGAUGUCCUGGUAGCACUGGGGGAAUGUUUUUUUGCUUGUUAAUGUCUCCAAAUUUGAGGCUCGAGAACUAAGCUGUUUUAUACAGAUACAUUAAAUGUAAAAUUAUUUAAUAUCUCAGAAGCAGUUUGCUCGACAUGACUCCUCAUGUCUACUCAGACUCAUGCACUAUAUAAAAGCAGGACUUGGUCAUUUAGAAGUUUGGGAGAAUCUAAUAAAAGAUACGAAUCUGUUACAUUAUAGGAAACGUAAGAUCUCAUGUUCUUCUCUGGAUAUUUCCACCUCUGCUGCUCACAUUUUGACCAUUCCGUUUUAAUCUGUCUCUCAUGAGUCCCCCAACGUUAUGGCAUGGCCUUACUAAAUCCCUUUAAAUAUGUUCUGUUCAUUAGACAGGAGGUAGAAACAGAACCAGCCUGGUUCUGCUGCAAUGUAAAUAUCUAAUAAACCUUCUGUUUUAAAUAUGAAUCGUGCAGUUAAAUAGAUUUUUCCCAGGUCGCUGAGGUGACAUGUCUGCUCCUUGAGUUGUGAUUUUAAAUCCAACAGUCAUCAUGUAUCCCAGUUAACGUUGUGCAGUAAAGCUAAGAGCUACCAUUGUGAUCUGAGUAGUUUACCUGAUGUCCUAUUGUGCACAUGUCACAUCUGUAACCUUUGCUGUACUUCUGCUACCGUCCUCACUUGUUUUCUCUAUUUAGACAGGUAGUUGGUUGGACGUUUCUUACAGCAAUCACAGAGUCAAAUGUUUUCACUGUAGAGCAGCCAGCUUUUUGGCAAAAAAGAAAGAAAAAAAACACCAUGUCAGAAUUGUAAUGUGCUGAUGGUUUUCUUUUUUUUUUCAUUUACAGUGAAUUUUUCACCUUUUCGCCGUUUUUUCUGACCUAUUUUUUAUCUGUUGACAGUUUUUACCCCAAGUAAUUGCUUCUCAAGGGCGUGCUUUGCUUUGAACAUGUUUCACUUUGUUCCCGCUUCAAUACAACUCUUACUUCUAUGUAUGUUUUACUGAAUGGUGACAGUGGUCUCCCAGCUCCUGUAUUACGUUGCAGUUGGUUCCGUAGACACAGAUGCUAUAGGAAGAAUACAAUGAUCUAACUGUAUACUCUUAAUAAAUGUUGGAAUGGAAUGUGAAAAUGACUUACUCGAGAUUGCAGGCAAAGAUCUUUUUGUUAGUGACGACCUAAAACAGUUCACAUUGGUGAUAUUCUGUGUCUACAGAACUGACACUUCCAUCUACACUAAGUUAUUCCUACACUCUGUCUGUACAUCUGAAAUGUGUUAAGAACUGAGAGUAUAAACUUUGAUUAAACAUGGUAUGUACUGUAUGUGCGAUCGCCUCUGCAGGCUUGCUUUAGAAAACUAACUUUUCCUUUCGUGGUCCCUCAAUCAUCAGCUUGUGGCUACCAGCUGUGGAGGCAGACCAUUUGUACAAUGUUAAUUUAAAAUCCCAGCUUUUAUUGAGGCUUUGCUUUGGUUUCUCGCUUGAUUUAGAUAGGAUUUAUAUUUUAUACUUGUUUGAGGACAAAACCCAAUAAAUUUUGAUCAAAAGAUUUGUGCAGUUGUGAGCAACAUGUUGCUUGUUUUGCUUUGAAUAAAUGUGAACUGAAGCAGUCUGGACUAAAUACAGAAGCAUAGAGGAACAUACUGGAUCACAUUCAAACUAUGACUCAACAAGCCAGUCAAUCAAUGGAGCUAACUUCUUUUGAGGAGGUCAUCGUCACUGUUGAUGGUAUUAACAGUGUGCUUUACUAACUAAACCAUCAGUGACGCAGUGUCAUUUGUUGAAAAUACAUAGUUGUUGGUAUUCUUAUUUUCUUAGAGUCCAUCAAAAGGCCAUAUUUUGUAACUGAUAAUCAACUGUAUUUUGCAGCAGACCUACAAUAACAGUACUUCACACAGACGCAGGUGGAAUAGAUUUGUAUAUAUUUGCGUUUAACAUAACCAUGUUUCUGUUGAAGCAAAGAUCAAGGAAAUGCUGUGGUAUUUGCAUGUGUUGGAACACUCAUGCAUUGACCGUAGGUGGACCAGAGAGAGCAUUGCAGUCCUAAUGUGUUGACAGAUGUGGAUAUGGAUUUGGAGGUGCUUUGGCUAUGCAAAUAACAGCUGGACUCCGAGUGACAACCAGGAGAGAUGACGUUGCACGGGGUUACUGUAUUUCUAUAAAGGCAGCAGUCAGAAAGAGAGAUAAGUGCAAAUAUAGCUGUGGCUGGAAGAAGGCAUCAUUUGGAAAUCAUCAACCUCUUAUCCUCAACAGGUCACCAGACUAUCGCAGGGCAAAAUACAGACAAGUGAAGAUGCUGUGGAGUCUAACAUUAAUCUCUUUGAUUGGACGUGCACGAUUAAACGGAGAUAUCCAUGAAACAGGUUCCUGCAACGGAAGUGACGUAACUGAACUGAACGUGACAACAUCACAGUCAUCAAACUACACUGGUGUUGGAGGAGUUGUAUACAGUUCUGAAAAAGCUAUUGAGGAUGUGAACAAUUGUUCUCACACCAACAAACAGAUCGACCCCUGGUGGAGAAUUGACCUGCUGGGUGUCUACAGAAUACAUUGUAUCAGUAUCUUCAACACAGAUCAUCAUAACGCUAAUAUAAACGGUGCCAAGAUUUACAUUGGGAACUCAAGAAAGAAGAACAGCACCACCAACCUACGUAAAAACAUCACAGACUUCACACAGAAGAAACAGAAUAACUUCUUUUUUAAUACCAAUGUGUCAGGGCGCUACAUCACUGUGUUCUUCCCGGAAAUGCACUUUUUAAUUCUGUGUGGAAUGAAGAUCUUUGGCACAAAAAAAGAAUCGCCCUUCAUGUUGAUCAGAGAGAAAAAGACGUGGGUAGAAGCGCUGGAACACUGCAGGGACCAAGACAUGCACCUGGCUUCCAUCGUUGACAGAGAGACCCAGACCUGGGCUGAGUUGGAGGCCAGAAAUUCCAACACUCACUUUGUGUGGCUGGGCCUUCGCUACACCUGCAUCCUCGAGUUCUGGUUCUGGGUCGAGGAUCUGCCUGUAAAAUUCAAUCGCUGGGCUCAAAAAGGAAAGAAAGACGACUGUAACAUGAGUGGUGCCAUGGACAGAAAAGAGAAGCAUUUGUGGUACAGCAAAUCUGAUGUCGGAAAAUUUAAUUUCAUAUGUGCAAAGUAAGAGAAAUCUAUGUUUGCUUUUCUCAGCUAUGGGUGUUUUGUGGCAUUGGUGUGUUGUGAAAAAUUCUCAAAUUCCCAGUGCAGCAGCUUUCCACAUAAAAAUGAUGGAAUGAAGCAGAGGGCAUUUCUACUUCCAUCUGCUUUAGCAUGGCUUACAACAAAACCGAUAUUACUUGUUUUUUAGUAACUGUAACAGUUUAUUUAAAGCCACUACAUGGAACACACAUUUUUUGUGUGUGGAUAAAGUGCAAGUUUUUCUUAGCAACAGAGUCCCUUUAGAAAACCCCAUUUUAGUGCAGCAGGGUCAGUCUGCCCCGCUCAGUCCUGGUUCUGGUUCUCCCGUGCCUCCCUUCCCUCCUGCGGACCAGCAAUACGGCCUGGGCCUGUUGGUGUUGGCUCCCAGCGGGGAGCAGCGCAGCAGUGAGGUGAAGCUCGGCUCUUGGCCGGGGAAAGAGCGUUGAGAAUAACUAUAUAGAAAUAUCUUCGACUGAUGGUCUCGUUUACUUAUGAAGGUCAUAUAGAGUCAUCAGUGUUAAAUUAGAUUGUUUCACCUCCAGUUAAACGUUCCUCAUGUUAAAUUGAAUUGAUGUUAGCCUAAAUUUCAGGUUUUGUAUGCACUUAAUUUGUAAAAUGUUUGCAAUGUGUAUUUACAGUAGUGUAAAUGUAUCCUUCAUUUCCAUUUCAUUAUACUGUAAGAUAUUGAUAUUAUAGCAAAAUGUUUUUGAGGUUCGUAGACUUUUGUUCGACUGUGUAAAACCUUUGUUACAACAUCAACGUUUUUUAAAUUCACUUCUUUAAAAUGGCAUUGGGCAUUUUCACGGCCUAUCAUUAUUUAAUUAACUAAUGCUGAUGUGAAAAAAAAAUGCCCAUUCAGAAAUAAUGUUUGAGAUGUCUCUCAAAUAUACAGAAAUUUAAAAAAAUGGAUUUCCAUUUGUAUGAAAUAUAUUUCUUAUUUGGCCACAUGUAUGUUGUAAACCUUUGCUGAUAUAUAACCUUUGCAUUUUCAGCCCUCACUAUGUUGUUUUUAAAUUACAUUUUGUUUGAUUGCCAUUUACUGUAUAUGUUACUUCCGCUGAUUAUAGGAAAUAUAUAGAUGUACGGUUGAUAUUAUAUAUGUGUUCACUUUUUUAGGUUGGACACUAUGAAGAUGCAAACUUGCCUUUCACAAUAUAUGUUUUUCCGGUGUCGGUAUCAGUUUAAAUUAAAGUUCAGAUGUACAGUA